GUGAGCCCCACGUGCCUCCAGGCGGCGGUCUGCACGCCAUGGCGGCGACGGUCGAGCAGAUGAGGGAGCUGGCGGAUCGGCUGCUGGCGCUGGAGAGAGACAAUGCACAGAUGGUCGAGGAGCUUCGACGUGUGAGGCAAGAAGGACCUCACCAGCAGAUCGUGGAAGCAUUCAGGGAAGCAUUAGAAGAGACCCGAGGUCGAAGGUCAGGCGGCAGCCUCAUCGACACGAAAGGACUCAACAAGCCGUCGGUGUUCUCAGAUGAUGAGUCGUCAUUCAUUACAUGGUCGAGGAAGCUGGAGAACUUCGUGGCCAACGUAUACCGAGAGGCAAGAGAGCUGCUCGCCAUUGCAGCAGAGCAGGUGGAGUCGGUCACAUAUCAAGCGCUGCAAGGAGAUGAUCUUCAGAACCCGAGGAUCGGCCAGGAGAUGCUCGAAGAGAUCGACGAUCAAUUGUACGUAGUGCUCUCGUCGCUGACUGACGGCGAGGCUUUCAAUAUCACGGUAUCGGCAGGGAGCGGCAACGGAUUCGAAGCAUGGAGGCGCUUGAAUAGGCGCUUCGACCCCAUCACAGCAGGCAGAUCUAGGAGCAUCCUCCGCAGCAUCAUGGACCCAGGCAGGGCGAAGUUGCAGGAUCUCCAAGCGGCCAUCGAGAGGCUGGAGGAGCUCAUGAGGAGGUACGAGAGCCGAAAGGACACUGCAGGCCAGCGCCGCACGCUCGCCGAGGACAUUAAGAUGGCGGCGCUGGAGGCCAUGCUCCCGGAUGAACUGGAGCGGCAUGUGCAGAUGAACAAGAAUCGCAUUACUUCCUAUGCCCUGAUGCGUGAGGAAGUGACCACAUAUGCAGAGAGCCGCGCCGGUGUCAUGACUAAGGCAGCGGCUAAGCCCCCGUCCAAGCCCGUCGCCGUGGACCCGGAUGCCAUGGACACCAGCGCCCUCUGGCGCGACACUGGCAAGGGCAAGAAGGUUGAAUGGAAGGGCAAGGGCAAAGGCGACAGCAAGGGCAAGGGCAAGGACGGGAAGAGUAAAGGUAAGGGAUCCAGCUCCAAGGGUGGCAAGCAGUCCGGCAAGAAGGGAGUCACGAACGACGGCUACGGCUCCGCCAAGCAGAUGUGCUGGAACUGCGACAAGCCCGGUCACCUCGCGAAGGACUGCUGGGCGCCACCUCGAGGACAAGGCAAAGCAGGAGGAAAGCAAGGAGGCAAGACGAGUAAGGAUUCGAAGAAUGGCUCGAAGGGAGGCCAAGGGAGCCUAGACUACGAGCCAGAGCAAGAACGUGACGUCGGUGCUCUGGAAAUGUGCUGCUUGGACUCGAAGCAUGAUGAGUACUUACAGUUGGCGAGCUUCGAGGAGUCCGGCAAGGACAAAUGGGUCCGAAUGAACUUCGACACGGGUUCCGCGAAGACGGCCUUCCCUCUCGAGAUGGAUUGCGGCAAAGCUAUGAAGACGGAGAGUGUCCUCAACUUCAGGACCGCCACCGGGGAGAUCAUCAACAGUACGGAGGGCUACGGUAUUCGUGGCUUCACGGAGCACCAGCAGCUGCUGAAAUUCAAGGGCGUGAAGGCGCCCGUACACAAGGUGCUCCUCAGCGCGGGAGAUGUCACAGGAGCAGGGAACGAUGCAUUCCUCAUGGGCGACUUCGGUUACAUCAUCCAUGGGAACUCCCCGGUGCACGCAGAGCUGAGGGCCGCGUUCAGAGAGAUCGCGGCACGGCACAGUUAUGAAGGCAUCGUCACCAUGUACAAGGAAAGGAACGUGUACAACCUCUACGUGAACGUGAAUAAGGACGAGGAAGGCGGGCACGACCUGUGCCCCUACGACGAGGGCCAGCCGGGUGAUGAAGAGAUGCAGGCAGAGGAUGAAGCUGUGGAGCAGGAGGUGCCGAAGCAACCUCACCGAGUGAAAGCUCCAACGAGAGAGGAGGUAGAAGAUCACGAGUCCAGCGGCCAUGCUGUGUACCGCACCUGGUGCCGGCACUGCGUCGCUGGGAAAGGUCAGCAGCACCCGCACCUGAAGCAGACAGAGGAGAGCUUGGAGGUGGAAGCGUGCUUCGACUACGGCUACAUGGGCAGGCGUGCUGAGGAGUGCGCGCCGAUUAUCUGUGCGAGAGAGACGGGCCAAGGAAGUUACGCAGCCACGACGGUGCCCACCAAGGGAGCGGCACCAUACGCCAUCGCGUACCUGGUCGGCUGGUUGAAGGGCCUUGGCUACAAGAGGAUCAUAUUCAGGUCGGACAAUGAGCACGCGCUGCUGAAGCUGCUGGACAAGGUCUCAGAGAAUCUCAUGGGCGUGGAGUGCGUGCCUCGCACAUCGCCUGAAGGGGACAGCCAGGCCAACGGGAGAGCAGAAGCAGCGGUCAGGGAGAUCAAGAACCAGUGCCGAGUGCUGAGGAGCGAGCUGCGCGAGAAGUACGGGAAACCUAUCCCAGAGAAGAGUUCGCUGUUCACGUGGCUGCCAAGGUUUGCGGCCAACUGCGUGAACCGCUACAGGCUCGGCAAAGAUGGCAGGAGCGCAGAACAUAGGCGUUCCGGCAGGAGAUGGAAACGCCCGGCGGUCAACUUCGGCGAGAAGGUGAUGUACCGCCCGGCAGGGGCGGUCAAGAGCCAAGCGAGCUUGGAGGACAGGAUGAAGAUGGGCAUCUACGUCGGGCAUCACGAACGAUCUGGCGCUUCGAUGUUCAUCACGGAGGGAGGUAUGGUUCGAGGAGUCGGUAUUCAUAGACUUCCUGCAGGUGAUCGAUACGACGUGGACUACCUGAUGAAGUGCAAGGGAUGCCCAUGGGCGCCUUCUGAGCGCGGCACCACGGACAAGCCGAUGGUGGGCGCUGCGGAUGGGCCAGAGGUGAUUGAGAUGCCGCAGCCAGCGGUGACCGCGGCAGGAGGGUCCGCGGCAGCAGGAGGAGGAGACGCGCGUGCCAGUACGGAAGAUCCGAGCUCGGGCGCGGCGUCGUCAAGAGGUGCAGCUGGAGAGGCUGCAAGGGCAUCCCAGCUUGGCAUGAGGAAGAAUUUCUACGUUAUGAGGGCUGAUAUCGAGAAGUACGGCACCACCGCGAGCUGCGCGGCGUGCAGGAAGAUGCUGGACGGCCAGCAACCCACGACAGGGCACAACAAGGAGUGCCGCGACAACAUCCUGAAGAAGCUGAAGGAGGAAGGCUCUCAUGAAGCAAGUGUGAGAGUCAGCGCUCACGAGUCGAAGGUGGGCAGACCGCAAGGUGAAGCGGUAGAGGACCUGAGGGCCAAGAGGGCGCGGGUCGAGCAGGAGGAGCGACCCGCGCAGGAGGUGGCAGGCGAGCCGCCUCAAGAAGAUCUGGAAGAGGGACCCGUUCAAGGAAGCGAGGUCAGGAGGCUUGAGGAGGUGCGGAGGCGCGCCGACAGGCGAAUACGAGAGGCGCUCACUGGCGGUGAGACGCAGGGAUCGCCUGCGGCCAAGGCACGCCUGUCCGCGCCUAGAGGAGUCAAGAGAGAUGGAGGCGAGCCGGGAGACGCGGCUCGAGGUGACGGAGGACACGUUGACGAUGACGUGGAGCUGCCGGCAGGGACCGGCGCGGGAGGCGCAGCAUCGAGCAGCUCUGGCGGAGGAGCCCCGGCGGCGUCCAGUGGAGGAGACCCGACGGGAGCACCCACUGAUGCGGAUGCCGGAGCCCUCAGCUGCGAGAAGAUCAAGAUGGUCCCAGCCGUCGCGAAGAGGCUCAAAGAAGCAAUGCGGUAUCACGAGCUGGAUGCCAGUGAGGAAGAGAUAGCGAGCAUGGCCAUCUGCCUAUGCUCGCUUGCGGCGGUGGACGUGGCCGAGAUCUACACACCUCCGAGGUUUACCCCCAGUGCGGCCAGCUACGGGAUGAGGCCAGGGUUCUGCAUCGACCUCACCACCGUCAAAGCCGAUGGGCAGCACUGGGAUCUCGCCAAGGAGGAGGACCAGAAGGAGUUCGAGAAGCUUCAGGCGAAGGAGGAGCCGAAGCUUUUGAUCGGCUCACCACCGUGCACAGACUACUGCCCGUUGCUCAGGCUCAGUCAUAGCAAAGAGGAGGUGGACGAGAGGAGGCGUGUCGGUGGUGACACGCACAUCAGGGUGUGCGCUGCCGGCUACAAGAGGCAGCUGGAGGCCAACGCUUACUUCCUGCACGAGCAUCCGAGGCACGCGGCCUCGUGGAAGCUCAAGGAGAUGGAGGAGUUGGCGGCGGACCCGCGCGUCUUCAAGGUUCACGGGCCGAUGUGCAACUGGAACCUGCGCGCGGAGAGCAAGCACGGCGAGACAGGGUACAUUCGCAAGGAGACGACCUGGCUGACGAACUCGGUGGAGCUUGCCAAGACGUUGCGAGGGGUAUGCGCGAACUACCGAGGGGGUCCGAUGCACCGGCACUUGCACUUGAUCGGAGGUGAGCGCGUGAAGGCGGCGGCCAGCUAUACACCGGAGCUGGUUCGGGGAGUGCUGCGAGCGUUCCGGCGCCAGCUCACGCGGGACAAUGACGAGUAUGUCCAGCACAGCUUUGACGCGGGGCCGGUGCCAGACAAGACACUCUGGUGGGACGAGCCGGAGAGUUACGAGGAGGUCGAGAAGGCCUGGGACGACAUCAACCAGGAGGAGCUCGACGCGAAGGAGGUCAAGAAGGCCAGGCAGGAGGAGAUGCAGUGGGUGAAGGACAUGAAGGUGUUCAAGACGGUCCCGGAGGCCGAGUGUUACGAGAAGCAGGGCAAGCCGCUGACGAUGAGAUGGAUUGAUACCCGCAAGGUGACUGGAAAGUAUCGCUCAAGGCUGGUUUGCAGGGAGAUCAAGCGUGCCAAGAAGGUCGAGGACAGGCUCGACCCGGCGGAGGUCUUCAGUGCCAUGCCUCCGAUUGAGAGCCUCAAGAUGCUGAUUAGUGAAUGGAUGACACUGGAUGACGGGCACGACAUCAGAGACUUCGUGAUGGCAACAUUCGACAUCUCUCGAGCACACUUCUCGGCAGAGCAGAACAAGAGAGAGGUAUAUGCGACGCUGCCAGAAGGCUUCGAGAAGGAGGGGCACGUCGCGAAGAUGCUGAAGGCUAUGUACGGGACCGAGGAUGCGGCCCACCUCUGGGGCGAGACCUGGGCGGGCCAGCUGGAGAAGCACAAGGUCCGCGUCGGCACGGCCUCGAGAGCUCUGUUCGCAAACGAGAAGUACAAAGGAUUAUGCCACGGCGACGACUUCGUGGUCCUAUGCAAGAGGAGCAACGUCGAGGAGUUCAAAGGCAUUCUGAGUGAGAAGUUCGAUGUGAAGUGUGGCGCGAUCAUCGGUUUUGCGGAGAAGGACGACAAGAUCAUGGCCAUCCUCAACCGGGAGGUAAGAAUCAACGACGUUGAGCAGUGCGUGGAGCUCGAGGCGGACAAGAGGCACGUGCAGAAGUUGCUGAAGGAGUUGGGCCUGGAGAAGUGUAGUAUCGUGACCACGCCGAGGGUGAAGCUCACCUUGGAGGAGGUGCAGGCCCAUGAGAGUAGUCCUCUGCUCAGCCCUGCAGAGGCCACCAAGUACAGAUCAGCGACGAUGAGGUUAAAGUACGUGGACCAGGACCGCAUAGAUAUUACUGAGUCAGUCAAGUGCUUGGCGCAGCACAUGUCGGCACCGCGUGAGGGACACCUUACAGAGUUGAAGAGGCUCGUGCGGUAUCUCCGCGGUGCACCCUACGAGAAGCUGAUCUACAAGGCCCAGGAGCACGGGAACAUCGAGUGCUACGUCGACUCCGACUGGGCCGGGAACCUCAAGGACCGGAGAAGCACGUCUGGCAUGCUACUCUUCAGAGGCUCCCACCUGCUGCGGAGCAGCAGUACAUUGCAAUCGAUCACAGCACUGUCCAGCGCAGAGGCGGAGUAUUACGCGGCCACCAAGGGUGCCGCGUACGCUCUGGGCACCAGGAGCUACUUCCGCGACAUCGGACGCGAGCUGGACGUCACGGUUCAUACAGACUCAAGUUCAGGCCGCAGUUUUGCGUCCAGGCGCGGGCUCGGCAAGAUGAGACAUAUCUGCACGAGGUAUCUAUGGUUGCAAGAGCAGAUCUCAGGGAAGGCGCUCAAGCUCUUGAAGAUUGCUGGGACAUCGAACCCAGCCGACAUCAUGACGAAGCAGCUGCCCGUCAAAGACAUGCACCGCUACAUGUACGAAGCGGGGCAACGGCGCAGUGAGCAG
This is a messenger RNA of Prorocentrum cordatum, 6137 nucleotides long. The record is from the annotation of a GenBank genome assembly. Lineage: Eukaryota; Dinophyceae; Prorocentrales; Prorocentraceae.